Molecule: messenger RNA, 3863 nt
Organism: Nannospalax galili (Upper Galilee mountains blind mole rat)
Lineage: Eukaryota; Metazoa; Chordata; Mammalia; Rodentia; Spalacidae
Gene: Adm2
Product: adrenomedullin 2
Exons: 3
Coding region: 193-633 (146 amino acids)
Biological process (GO): adenylate cyclase-activating G protein-coupled receptor signaling pathway; regulation of systemic arterial blood pressure; positive regulation of heart rate
Cellular component (GO): extracellular region
Molecular function (GO): hormone activity
Source: RefSeq, a predicted model, not a curated record
GCAAAGACUUCUUAAUACUAGAGGAGCCUCCUGGGCUGAGCUCACGCAGGACUCCAGACAACGAACUGACCCAGGACCACGGCGAGACCAGAAGGUUCCGCCGCGUGCUUUGGGAACUGCCAACAGACCCCAGACCCUCCUGCUGCCUCCGGGUCCGAGACCCGAGCCCUUACAGACUCAGCCCAGCCCGCCAUGGCCCAGCUCCUGACGGUCACGGUCACCCUCGGUUGCAUCAGCCUCCUCUACCUGCUACCCGGCACGCUGUCUGGCAGCCUGGGCGGAGGCCUUGCCCGACCCAGGGAGCCCCGAGCCUGGACUCCUAGCCUCCGACAGCCCAGACACCCUUCCCUCCUGUCUAUGGUUUGGAAGCCUCAUCAUGCUCCCCAGCCACAGGGGAGGGCCAGCCUAGCCCCUGUUAUGGGUCAGCCUCUUCAGGACCAUGGCACCCGACACCCUAGUCCUCACCGACAUUUGGGGUCCCGAAGACCCCAUAUCCAGCUUCUACGGGUGGGCUGUGUACUGGGCACCUGCCAAGUGCAGAAUCUCAGCCACCGCCUGUGGCAGCUUGUUCGGCAGGCUGGCCGGCGCAACUCAGCUCCUGUGAACCCCAGCAGUCCCCACAGUUAUGGCUGAGAUGAGUGCUGGCCAUUCUAGCUCUAGUGCUGUACCUUGAUCCCAGAGCUACAGCUGAGCCCCACACCCUGGCCCAGUCCCUUGGAGUAUCUGCAGGGAGCAGUUCUACGGCAACUACACGAAGCAAGGCUUUGGACACCCUAGACCUAGCAGAAUGUGUGGAUCUGUUUGUAGAUUCUGCACCACCAGGGGCCUGUGGCACCCCAGAACUGUGCACACUCAAGAAGCAGGAGUUUGGCGGAAGUGUUGGCAGUUUAGAUGCCACAAAGCUUGAGCAGAGGAGUCUGCCUAAAGAACUGGAGCAAAAACUAGAGUCCUAAACACAGACCCACUUAUGAGCAAGUGGGAGAAAGGCUGGAGUGGCCCAUGUGGCCCCCUCCCCAUCAGGAACUAAAGCCUGGCUGUGAGCCAGAGCUGUGGUUGCUCUCCUGUACAAUUUGCCCUUCUGUGUGCUGGAUCUGGAGUGAUGAUGUUUUCUUGUUUGUUUUCUUGUUUGCUUCCCUGGAGGAACAGCAAGAAGAGCUGUAUUGCUGUGGUCCCUAGGGUCAGGGUUAGGAAAGAGACCUCCAUGGUUCCUGUUGCCGACCCUGGAGCCCAGGCCAAAGGGGUGAUGGAGAUCCCACCUGGAUCCCCUCAUGGGCAGCUAGGGAAAGGGAUCACUUCUGGGCCAUUCUGGAAUAAAGCACAGCAAAGACGCCCCUUCUUAACCUCAGGGCACAGCAGGGGUGAGGGCAAGGUGCAACAGCCCAAAAAGGUUUACUGAGGCCCACUUCCAAGCCAGAUGUGGUGGCACACAUCUGUCAUGCCAACUCUUAGGAGACUGAGGCAAGAGGAUGACAAAUUCAAGGCCAGCCUGGGCUGUAUAGCAAAACCCACCUCAAAAACCCAAACAACAAAAAACAACCCAAAUUAUAAAAGAAAAGAAAGACCCAACCUCAGGGAAACCAUAGGCAUCUAAACAAGGAUGUCUCCCCACCCCAUCCUGUGAGGACACCCAGCAAGACCAGGACUUAGGACAGUGGAGUCUGACAGACAUAUUACUUUGUCCCCAGCCAAGAGUCCAGGAAGGAGAGAUCAACCAAGAGAAGAAUCAGACCAAACCCAACCAGAAGCAUAAGUUCAAUACUUAGCCUGGUCUUCAAAGACUUGGUCUCUAAAAAAAAAAAAAAAAAAAAAAGCUGAGGGGACUAUAACUAUGGAAUAAGUUCUUGGUACAGGAUCUUUGCAUAUGUUAUGUCACCCAAACUUCACAAUUGUCCCAUCGGAACACAGGGUUCUGAAAGGGUUGUUGGUUCCUUAGCAAGCAGUGAUAGCACUUGCAAAUUCCUGCCUGUAUCACCCUCUCUGCCCUUCUGGUAGGAGCCCUUUAUUCAUUCUCCAGAUCUACCGGCAGCCACUCAGAGGUCAGGGAUGUGUGCCUGGUCACUGCAGUGUCCAUUCUUAGCAUCACUGGUAGUCCUGCCUCUCCUCACACUUUCUGAUCCGCAGUUAGAAGUAUCCUGAAAGUGUCCCCCGGGCUCCCAUCCUUGUGCUUACUCUUCCAGAUCAGGGAAUCAUAGGAUCCAGGCAGUUCAUCUUCCUUCCAAGCUGAGCCCUGUGAACACAGUUAAGAUUGUUUCUUGCCUUGCUAGACAAGAGACUUCAGUGUACAGAGAGCCCAGACUAGGAACUGUGAUCGAAGAUGUUGUGCUGGAGAGCUUGGUAAAGCAGAAAGGCAGGUGCCUUGCUAGGUCUUGGUACAACAAGGGCUCCCCAAGGCCAGGAGCUGGAAGCACCAAGUCUCUGUGCUCUCUGGAUGUAUGAGCUAUAGUAGUGAGCCCACAGCAGCUACAGGGGCAUGAGCGGAGUCUACAGAGGCCCUUGAUGCUAGACCCUGGAUCAUGUACCUGUAGACACUGAAAGGCAAUGGUAAAGGUAGGUGGACAGAGAGGACACACCAUGGGGUCCUGGGGGUAGAGUCAAGGAGGAAGAAUACAGGGCAAGCUGAGGAAAGGCAGCUAAGUUCCCUCUUUCAGGAGCACCUUCCAUCUCCCCCACCUGUUUUCACUGACAUUCUGCACCCUCCUGUCCUGGACCCCCAGAAUGACUGAAGAUCGAUCGCCAGAAUCCCAUGAGUGGUCUCAGUCAAGGUGCCUGAGCCUUAGAGUUUUUCUGUGCAGGGGGGAACUACUGCCCUCCUGACAUCCUGUGCAGUGUCAGGAGGUUGCUGGUCAUAACCCUUAGCCUUGCAUCUGGUGUGAUGCCAGCCCCAUACUGCGCUUGGCUACACUUGACUACUUCUUGAUGCCCCCAUGCAGAGGUUCAGGGGCAUUGCUGUUCUCCCCACCCCACCCCCAGGGCCACUUUCUAGCUGUUUUCACACAUCCUGUUGACCCUCCUCAAGAACCUGUCUGGACACCAGUACCAAUCCUUAAUUGCUUUUGGGACCACAGCUUUAGUCUCUUCCAAGAAACCCCCACCUUCACCCUGGUCAGUGUGCACUGAGCAUGUAGUACACAGGACAUACUUGAGAGUCCAGUCCUGCUCUCCUAGGGCACUUUCAUUGGGAAGAGAGAGGGAAACAUAUCUCAAAGGUAAAUGAGCAAAGGCAGGUUGUAGUUUGCCUUUUAAGUAGUGAAAGGGUUACUGGCAUCUCAGUGUAGUUGUGCAUUAAAUAUAGGAUCAAUUCUACAGACUUCUAACCUAGAACUUUCACCCUCAGAGUGCCUACCCUUCAGCUCUUCUACCCCGCCAUCUUCCCUGCUCUAAGCAUGUCACUGCCCAGGCAAGGUAUUUCUGUCUGCUGGGUCCCUCCUGUGUCCUUGAGAUAAGAGUACCCACAUGGUGGUUUGAAUCCUGGUCAAUGUGAGCCCCUCACCUAGGAGCCUGUCAUCCUCCUUAACCAGACUUCUGACAGGCUUCCCUGAGGCCUUUCUUGACUUUGGCCCUGUUCUUGCUGGUAGAGUAUUUGCCCAGCACGUACCAAGCCCUUGGUUUAAUCCCCACCACCACAAAACAAAAUGUCUAAAUCAGCUUGUGAAGCCAUUUUCGAACUCUGAUGUAUUAUCACCUACCUUCCUACAGCAAGAAUCCAGUGAAGCCAUCUCAACAAGAGCCCUCCUACUCCUGAUAUCACAGCAACUUCCUACCCACUUACCUCUCUGCUCAUUGGCAAUAAAUCCCCACCUCCCUACCUGUCUGAUUGUGUUUUAUCUCUACUAUUAUGACAAUCUUAAAUAAAGUCUUUAAGU